AUGGACCUAACCCGGAGGCAAUUUAACUUAAUUACCACCACAGGAAAAAUGGCUCCCAGCGUUCUUUCGCUUUUGUUGCUGCUCGCCACCAUUGUUCCGUACCGUGCAACGGUUGCCCUGACGGAGGGAACGUUUCCGGUCGCGAAGCGUAUGAAUAUCGAAACAUGCUCAGUUCGGUUCGAUGUGCAUCUUAAUACCAUCAUACGCACGGAAGAAUCGCGAUCGAUGGGUGCACGCUUUCUUGACGAUGCUGAUCUUAAUUCGCGCGAGCAGUGUCUACGGCUUUGUUGCGAAACGGAAAACUGUGACGUGUUUGUGUUCGAAGAGAAGAGUCCGGGUACGUGUUUCCUCUUCCAGUGUGGUCCGCCGGAGAACUUCCGCUGUAAGUUUACACGCCACUCGAACUACACUAGCGCGGUUCUGUCCAUCCCACCGCCGCCUCCAGUCGAACAACCGCCUCCACCACCACCGCCACCGCUAGCCGCACAGAUACAAUCGUUAGCCGCACAGCCGGCCGCUACCAGCAAUGGUGCCACAAAACUGCUCUCCCAACACGAAAUGGAGCUGGUCAGCUUGAAGGACGGUGGGGGCGGCAACAGCAAACUGCAGGGCACCAAUUUUGUGCUCGCCUCAUCCACCACGCCCUUGCCACCGUUGGGUGUUCGGCUUGGCGAGAUGCUCACUACGCCCAGUGCCAGUACGCCCAAGCAGCAGCUUGUUAUGCCUGCGCCGCAAUGUGGCCAUUUUGAAUUUCCUUGCCAUUCUGGUGAAUGUAUCGCGGUGUACAACGUGUGCGAUGGCAUCCCACAGUGUGAGGACGGUAGCGAUGAAGGUGCCGAAUGCCCGCAGAAGAACGCUGGACCGAUCGUAUCUUCGUCCGCUUUGAACCAAGGCAGAGAUCAGGGUACGGAACACGGCAGGGCGAGUAUGGGCGGUGGUUCUGUGAAUCAACCCGUCAUGAUGAUAUCCUCGGUGCGUGGCGUUGGUAGCGGGAAUAGCCCGUUAGGGAUGGGCUCCGCAGGAAUGCUUCCACUCGACCAGCGAAUGUAUCAACCGAUGGAUUACCAGCAGACACCCAAUCGUUUCGGGUUGUCGUUGGAACAGCAGCAGCAGAUACACCGUAACCGGGAAGAUCCGAUGACGGCUCCAAAGCCUUGGCCUCAUCCAGCCAUCAAUGAGCCGAACUAUGUCGAUACUUCCGAUAGCCGUAUCUUCAACCAUAAGGGUGGGCUGCAACUAUCGGCAGUUAACAACCUGGUUCCACCGUCUCAAUAUCAGGAAACACUACCAGAGUCGAGCUACAUGCCAUCUUCCUCCGUCAUACGUGCGGGAGGUGCAAAGUCAUAUCUGACUAUGGCCGGCAGUAAUGGCUAUCCGCAGCAAGUUUUACCACAGUUCCCAGCCGAACAAACGUCACAACAGCUGUCGCCGUAUAAAUCUGCGCUUCCUUCACAGUGGAUCGGAAGUAACAAUAUGCGAGCCUCAAACUGGCCAUUACAACCGAGCGAUGUUUUGCCAAGCGGUAGUGAUGGAGUUCCUCCGAGAGAACAGUACAUACAACCACCCGUCCAACAGCAACGUCCUUCGAUCGCAACGCAAGACAUUCAAACCACCUCCAACGGUGCGGAUGCUUCUGCGUCCUCCUCGAUUACGCUACAGCAACCGGCACCGAACCAACCAUCUCCAGCUGGUGCACAGUGGUCAAUGGGAUCACAGGCAGUGGCGGGAACACCAACACCACCGGGUACACCGUCUACUGGGGACGGAUCAGCGAAUCGCGCCGGGCUCGAAAGUUCCGUGAAGGAUCCAUCCACAAACCAUGACACGUUACCUGCUGCAGGUGUUGCCGCUCAAAGUGGAGCCAAACACAAGCCUGCUGCAAGCGUUCCAUCUGACGGUGGGACAGAGUACGAGGAAGAUGCAUAUGACGAUACCUACCCCGAGUCUACGAAUACAGCCGGAGCGGAUGAUCAAUCGCAACCACCUACCCAAACGGAACCACCGAAGAAAAAGGUUCGAAAGCAUCACAAACACGAACACGACCAUGGUGGUAAGCAGGCGGGUAGCGGUUCGGAUUCGGACAACGCAGGCGAACUGUCGACCGAACAGAAAAGAAAGAAAAAAUUAAAAACAAUAAAAAAAGAUAAGGCAGCUAAUCAGGCAGAUCAUGACACCGGCCAUCAUGCUGGAAGUGAUCCUAUCGUGCAUGAACAUCUGAAGGCGCUGCACAAGGAGCUCGAGAUCGAGUUUGCGGAUCACGAUGGGUACGCCGACCGUCCCGGUGGCGCUAUGCUAUCACUUACCCUCGGUGUGUUGUUGACCGCGGCCAUGGGCAUACUCCUGAGCUGCCGGAUGCGUGUGGCUCGUCGAAGAAUUCGUCGCCCGGGCAAAUCGUCCUACGCGCACGAUGCCGAUUUUCUCGUUAACGGCAUGUAUCUGUAG
Molecule: messenger RNA, 2442 nt
Organism: Anopheles marshallii
Lineage: Eukaryota; Metazoa; Arthropoda; Insecta; Diptera; Culicidae
Exons: 4
Coding region: 1-2442 (813 amino acids)
Molecular function (GO): protein binding
Source: RefSeq, a predicted model, not a curated record